Messenger RNA from Cynoglossus semilaevis (tongue sole), 5185 nucleotides. RefSeq names its product transmembrane channel like 3 (gene tmc3). Lineage: Eukaryota; Metazoa; Chordata; Actinopteri; Pleuronectiformes; Cynoglossidae. Gene Ontology annotation, cellular component: plasma membrane. The record is from RefSeq and is a predicted model, not a curated record. Gene Ontology annotation, molecular function: mechanosensitive monoatomic ion channel activity.
UCAUAUGAAGGAAGUGAGUCAGUUCUUAAACAGAAGUCCUCCACUGGUCUGAGAGUCAUUGGAAGUCAGUGGAAAUCUGUGAAAAAUAUUCUAAAGAAUAAUAAGUUUUACUCCAUGUCUUUUAACAGAACAACAUAUCACUCUUAUAUAUUUUAAAACCAAAUAAAGCAAACAACUAGACCAGGGGACCAAUUCCAUAUUUCUCAAAUCUGGCCCGCAGCUAGAUCAUCAUCUAAUCAUUAAUUCAUUUUGAGUAUUUUUAAAAAAAAUAAUAAUCCAAACUCCAGACUUUUUCAAAAACUGUUUCAACAAGUUUAUGUUUAGAAAAACAGAAACGGUGACAAUAAGUAACAGGAGCUUAAGUCGAACCAGUGGUACACGUACCAUAGUUUUGGAACCACUGCCUUAAAGCAGAGUUCUAUAUGGUGCUGUUCUGUCAGACUGUCCGUCUCUGGACCGGACUGGUCUCCAUGGAGAACGACGAUCACUAAUUAAACAGGAGACAUCUGCUGGAGUCACAGUCUCCUGCAGCCUAAUGGCUCGUCCUCCCCUCAGCUGUAAUUACUAUUUAAUUGUGAGGAGCCAAAUGAACAUAAGGCAGUGUUACUGUAGCUCGCCCCCCGCGCGCCCCCACCCCCAGCAGACAUAAAGUGCCGUUAUAAAAGUAUGUAAAUGAACUCAUUCCUGUAUUUAGGAGAGGGAAAUUGAAAAGAAGUCAAAAGUACUCUUUGUGAAUGUUAAACAGUUAUAAGCCAUCGGUACCAUCCUUUUUACACACCACCACCAACCACUGAUUUAUAGACUCAUUUAUUUGUCCUGCUUAUUUAUAAAUGUGUUUUAUAAAAAUUUCCCAGCCUAUCUAACUGAUGGGUUUAUACUGUGUCACUGCAUGUGUUUUAUUAAUGACUGGACUCAGAAGAUCAGGUUUUUAUUCAGUGUGUUUCUGCAGCUGUGCACUGAGACGACAGCACAAUAACAACGCAACUGUACAACUGUACCUGUGUACAGAUGGAAAGACGCUGAACUUGGUCUUGAAUAAUAUACUUUUUUUUUUCAUCUUAAUCUGAAUCCAUUUUUAGAGUCGGCUUUUUUGAAUUGAUGGAUACAUUUAUUAAAGUGAUGCUGUUCACAGAGCUAAUAUAUUUUACCAAUAUGUUUCAUAUUGCACCUUCAAGUAUUGGCGCUGUCCCUUUAAGCAGUUAGUGUGCUCCUGGUGGUUGGACAGAUGAGUGUGUGUGUGUGUGUGUGUGUGUGAGAGUGUGUGGCUCAGCCUGUGCUGAUGUAGUGUCAGAUGCUGAUGCUCCACUGAUGUUCCACCACAGCAGCAGGUUGCUCCAUCACUGACACUGUUGUCCCGUCAAGCUGAGAUCCAUGAACUCAGAAACCAUGAGCACAGUCUCCGAGUCGUUGGCCGGCAGCAGCAGGUCUCUGUCAGCCACCAGGAGACACCGGAGCGUCAGGAAGAACUCCAGGAGGAUUUACUCAGCCUUCCAGGACCACCAGGGCUCCUCCGAAGAUGAAGAUAAAGAGGAUGAGCGGGUGGACAGUAACGACCCGGAGGAAAUGUUCCAGAACAUUCAGUACCAGAAAGAGAUCAUCGCCAACAUCCGAACCCGACCGUGGCCAAUGAGGCGCAAACUCAAAGUUCUAAAACAGGCUCGGGAAAUUGUCCUGAAAUACGAGGGACGACUGACCAGAACCAGAGGUUACCAGACGGCAGGGGCUGAUCUCCUGAAGAAACUCUCCCGUCUGCUGUACAACGUCGUGGUUAUCUUCAUCCCCUGGGAAGUCAGGAUCAAGAAAAUUGAAAGUCACUUUGGAUCAGGCGUGGCCUCCUACUUCAUCUUCCUGCGCUGGUUGUUUGGGAUCAACAUCGUCCUGACCAUCAUGACUGGAGCGUUCAUCGUUCUCCCAGAGCUCCUGGCUGGAUCUGCUUUCGGCACCACUCGGAGUAAAACUAUCCCAAAGGAGCAUCUGGCCUCGGCCCAGGACCUGGACACCAUCUGGUCUCUGGGGGGCUACCUCCAGUACUCAGUGCUAUUCUACGGUUACUACGGCAGGGUGAGAAAAAUUGGCAGCGCCGGGUACCGACUGCCGCUCGCUUACUUCCUGGUUGGGAUGGCUGUCUUUGCCUACAGUUUCAUCAUUCUGUUGAGAAAGAUGGCAAAGAAUUCCCGCCUGAGUCUGGCCAGUGCCUCUGAUGAGAACUUCACCUUCUGUUGGCGUGUUUUCUGUGCCUGGGAUUAUCUGAUAGGAAAUCCAGAGGCUGCAGAGAGCAAGGGCGCCGCCAUCGUCAACAACAUCAGAGAGGCUAUCGUCGAGGAGCAGGAGAAGAAGAAAGACACCAGCUUGUAUGCAGUAUCUGGAGUUCUACCUGUGUUACCAUGUCAGACACACUGACACACCUCCUGUCCUCCCUCUGCUCAGGUGAGUGUAGUCGUGUCUCUCAUCACCAUGAUCGCUCCAUCUGCGUUUGAGUUGGUGGCUCAGCUGGAGAUGUACCAUCCACGGACCUCGCUGCGGUUCCAGCUGGCCAGGGUACUUGUCUUAUACCUCGGGAACCUCUACAGCCUCAUUAUCGCCCUCCUGGACAAAGUCAACAGUAUGAGUUCUGCUGUCCCAGUGAGUACAGGUAACUGGUCUGAGUCCAGCUCCUUCCUGGCCACCAUCUCCCAGCCAGAGGGCGACAGUCUGUCCACCUUAGUGUCGGAGAUCUCUGCCUCGGAACAUCGUAACGGAACCACGGCCACCAUCGCCACGAUGCUGGGAGUGAGCAACAGCAGCAGAAGUGUGUUAGGGACCGUCCGCAACCAGACGGCUCUGUUUGAGAAGAACACCAGGACUCAGCAGGACCAAUGCUGGGAGACAUAUGUUGGACAGGAGAUGCUGAAGCUGUCCAUCAUCGACAUGAUCUUCACAGUGGCCAGCAUCCUCCUCAUUGACUUCAUCAGAGGUUUGGUGGUCCGUUACCUGAGUGACUGCUGCUGCUGGGACUUGGAGAGCAAGUUUCCUGAAUAUGGAGAAUUCAAAAUAGCCGAAAACGUUCUGCAUCUGAUUUAUAACCAAGGAAUGAUCUGGAUGGGGGCAUUCUUCUCUCCCUGCCUUCCUGCUUUCAAUGUGUUGAAGCUGAUUGGUCUGAUGUAUCUGAGGAGCUGGGCUGUCCUCACCUGUAAUGUUCCUCAUCAGCAAGUGUUCAGAGCCUCCAGAUCUAAUAACUUUUACCUAGCCAUGCUGCUCUUCAUGCUGUUUCUGUGUAUGCUGCCGACCAUCUUUUCCAUAGUUCGAUACCGACCGUCGGAGCACUGCGGACCCUUCAGUGGCCAAGAGAAAAUAUAUGACAUCAUCUCAGAAACAGUGGCCAGUGACUUCCCACUGUGGUUCAGUAAAGUGACGGGUUACAUCACCAGUCCCAUCGUCGUGCUGCCGGCACUGCUGCUGCUCUUCAUGCUCAUCUACUACCUCCAGGCCAUCGCCAGAUCCCUGAAGUUCACAAACAAUCAGCUGAGAAUGCAGCUCCAGAGAGAGCGAACUGAAGACAGGAAGAAAGUCUUCCAGUUGGCAGCAGGUAGGUUUCUCUCCAAGCCUGAACUCCCAGUUAAACAGUAACAGACGUCAAACUCAGUGAUGUCGUCCUUCCUCCCCAGACUGCAGGCUCCGGAAACCUCCACGGACAAAAAGACGGAUCAGCCGGAAAGUGAAAACACCAGCCAGGAAGCUUCAGUCCACACGCCAUCUCCCAGACGGAACGGCAGCGUCACAAACUUCCAGUCUCCCAUUCGUCACGGGAACAGCAUCCGCACCAUCACCCAGUCGGCAUCUCGACCCGACCUGAGCAGAGGGAGUGGAUCUGGGUCCAUCAGAAGUCCGACGGUGACCGUCCUGCCCAAACAUCGUGUGGAGCACAGGCCUCCACCGGUUUUUAGUGGCCCAAGUGGAUCCUGUCGGUCCAAGUCCUACCAUCACUUGAUGUACAAUCAUCCAGCCCGAUAUUCUGACAACAUCCACUCUGACCCCCUGUACAGGAAGACCAUACGCUCCAUACGUCCAGUCGAGGCUGCCGGUUUCAUCCCCGCACAGAGUUUCGGAGGACGUCGUGGUCACACACGCUACGUUAUUGUCAAUGAGCACGAGCCCAGGAAGAAGCUGCUGCGAUCGGCCACUCGAAUCCCUCGACACUUCCUAAUGGAGGAACCCACUGAGAUCCUGGAGCUGUAUCCAUGCAACAUCAAACGCUACACGCCGCGCACCGCACACCACCAACCACAUCCUCACCGCUCGCACGCGUCACAGCAGCAUCUGAGCGAAGAGGAAGAAGAGGCGGAAGAAGGAAAAGGCAGGAAGAGGACGUCGCUGAGUAAAAAUCAUCGGCCUCACUCUCUCUCUGACCUCAACCAACCUGCAAACUUCUAUAUUGGCGAAAGAGUAGAAAGCCACAAGUCAGCAGCUAAAGACGGCCAUGGACGAUACAGAGCACAAGAGGACGAAGAAGAAGAGGAGGACGGUGGCAAUGAGGACUGGAGAGUAGUAGAGUCACAGCCAAGGGGCCAGCCCGGUGGGAGAGGAUCGGAUCCUCUGGUGCGGACCAGGCGUAACAUCCAAUCCCCAGGAAGACCUGGACAGUCUCCCACCAGGACCAAGCACUCUGAGUCUCACGCCAAGUCCAAGAUGAGAGCGAAGCUGGAAACCCCUGUGACUGAGUCCGACUCGGCCUCGCUGGCCUCCAGCAGCGACCAGCAGAACAGCAGCACCGACCAGUACAUCCAAGUUAUCCACAACAAGGAGCGCUACCUCAAGUCUGACACCAGACAGGGGAAGGCGGCAAAGAAGAAGUCCAAAGGCAGCUUUGACCUGAACGGCACCGACUCCAAUGACCUGGUCUGCUCUAAUGUCUGACUUCAGCUGCAAAUCACUGCAGACACAACAUUUACUGUGUGGUACUAUUGUUGCUGGUGUUGUAUUUUUAUGCGUAUAUUAUGUAUUAUGUAACUUUUGGUGUAGCUAUGUUGUUACUGCCACCUUUUGGGCAUUUUUCAUCCUCCAGUUUCACUGUAUCUUUAACGCAAAUCCACAAAAAUACUCAGUUGCUCAGUGACGUAACAGCUGUUCUCCAGAUCCUCACUCUUGCUUUAACAACCGUGUUUCUCAUAAAUCAAGCAUUUAAUAUUAAACUAACAAAAUGCAUGGA